This is a messenger RNA of Paramecium pentaurelia, 528 nucleotides long. NCBI's taxonomy places the organism in Eukaryota, Ciliophora, Oligohymenophorea, Peniculida, Parameciidae. The record is from the annotation of a GenBank genome assembly.
AUGCAAUAGUAAAUAUCGACUAGAUAAACAAAUUAGAUUAGGCCAUCAAUGUUUUUGAAUAAUUUAGAUUUGAACUCUGUCUUGCUGUCUCCUAAAUUGAUAUCUUCUGACUUAGAAAAGUCUCCUCUUAUCAAUUAAUUAAAAAUAAAUAAGAAAAGAGAUGCAACAAAGCUACCUGUAAUUAAAGAAAAAUCUGCAAUAUCAAUCAGUAAUAAAGAAUCUCUUGAAAACACACUUUAUAAUAAUUCAAGUAGCUAACUCACAUCAAUGAAGGUUACGUUUCAAUCAGGAGAUAAUAUAAAGUUACCACCUAUUUAAUUUACAUCUCCUUAAAAUGUAACAAAGCAUAAAAAAAAUUUUACAGAAGGAAAUCUAAUUAAAAAAAGAGUAGAAUUUAGAGCAUCUAUUUUGGUGAUAGAUUUUAUUAAUUAAGUGAUGAAGAAAGAUAAAAUUGAUGGAAGUGCAAAGCCUUUAAUUCGAAAAGGAAUGAAAAGAUAGUAAACAAAAUUACUACCAACAUUAGGAUGA